AUGUCAGGUGUUGAGAUCAUAGGGCUCAUAUCCGGUGUCAUAACUCUCAUCGAAGCCUCCGUGACAAUUUAUAAAGCCCUCGAGAGCGGACCCGGCUUGCCAAGUUCGUUUCGCGACAGCGCCGCACGCCUUCCUCUCAUUCAAGAGAGUCUCACCCUGGUGAGAGAAAAUCUCGAUGCUGAUCCCUCGUCUGCCGCGUCCCAAGCCGCGCUGGAGCAGGUUCUUGACGCUUCUAUGGGGCGAGCGACCGCGCUCCACGAUGCCUUCCAAGCCAUAGUUCAGCCGCCAGGUGUUUCGCCGUGGACGAAGGGUCUCAUAGCAAUGAAAGCGAAGUCCAGGGCGAGCCACGUGGACAAGCUCAUUAGUGGGAUAAUGGAGGACCUGCAGGUGCUGACUGCGAAUCACGCUGUCAAAGCGGCGACCAGGGCGCAGGUUGAAGGAUUGGUGGCGGAAAUCAAACAGAAAAAAGAACCGAUACAACAGGAGGAUCAUGAAGAGGCCGUGGGCUUUCGGCAUGCAGGAUCGAACAAGCAGUAUGUCUACACCGGAGUUGGCAACCAAAAUAUCGCGAGCGACAGAGCUACACAGAUCAAUGGGACGUCUUUUGGCGGUGUUUUUAACUUUGCUCACGACUGA
Molecule: messenger RNA, 636 nt
Organism: Penicillium robsamsonii
Lineage: Eukaryota; Fungi; Ascomycota; Eurotiomycetes; Eurotiales; Aspergillaceae
Exons: 1
Coding region: 1-636 (211 amino acids)
Source: RefSeq, a predicted model, not a curated record